Sinocyclocheilus anshuiensis is the source of this 2262-nucleotide messenger RNA. RefSeq names its product HMG box-containing protein 4-like. The transcript has 13 exons. NCBI's taxonomy places the organism in Eukaryota, Metazoa, Chordata, Actinopteri, Cypriniformes, Cyprinidae. The record is from RefSeq and is a predicted model, not a curated record. The coding region runs from base 124 to 2013 and encodes 629 amino acids.
CCUCGUCUCUGGCUGCUUUUGUUGUUGACUCCUAUCAAAGAUGGCGUCGUGCGCCAACUAAACCCACAUCCAACCCGAGAAUCACAAGACUGACCAAUCCCACCUGAAGGACCAGGACUGACCAUGGCUUUUGAGGAGAUCAAGAAGAAACGAAUGAUGGAUAUUUCACAGAUGGAAGGAGAGGUCGGUCUUGUUGCAGGUCGCAGCCAAAGAGAGAAGAGGCGCUCGUAUAAAGAUCUGUUGAGAGAGGAAGAAGAAAUCGCAGCGCAGGUGCGCAAAACCUCCAAGAAGCACCACAAGGAUUCUGACCUUUUCCUCUUAGGAGAAGAUUCUCACAAGAAAAAAAAGAAGCACUUGAGUGAUGACCACUAUCACAGAGAUCAUCACAGCUCUAGUCAGCCGCCCCACAAGAAGAAGCGCAAAUCUUCAGAUCGCUCGCCUUCCCUCUCCUCCUCGUCCUCCUCUCACCCGUCCCACCCCACAGACACAGCCAUGGGCCUCCUGGAGGCCAUCACCUCCCCGCUGGCCACGGGCUCUGAGCCCACCCUUCACCUCCACAAAAAACCCUCCUACCCUCUCCACACCUCCUCACACUCCUCCAAAGACCGCAAACGUGACGGCAGCUCCAAGAGCAGCCACUCCUACUCGCACUCUCAUCCGCCUGGCUCAUCUUCGUCUAAAAAGCAUUCCUCUUCCUCGAAGUCACUCCUGUUCCACGGAGGAGCUGGGAAAGGAGAGCCACUGACGCUCUGUGAAGCUGAAGGCCUCAAGAUGAAGCUCAUCCUUUCCUCAAAAGAGAAGAACGAAAAUGUAGGGAUGAACGAGGGAUUCUCCAUCCCGACAUAUUCUUCUUCCUCUUCAGGUGUCGUAGGCCAUCAUCAGUCCUCCAGUGUGAAGAAAGGAGGGAUAAAGAAGGAGAAAGACAAAGAUAAAAUGAUGUCGAAGCCACCAAAGAAAAAGCAGCACAGCCAAGAGCCGUUGCCUGUAGUGGGGAAAGAGGUGGAGGUCGUGGGUCACUACGGCGGGUCUUACGCAGGCAUGGGAGGAGACAGCUCAUCUUCAGGAGGAGAACUAGAGGCCGGCGAGCUGGUGAUUGACGACUCCUUCACACAUCUCUCUAAAAAGAAGAAAAAGAGCAAGAAGAGCAAAAAGAAAAAAGAGAAAGAGCGAGACCGAGAGAAAGGAUCCAGAGAGAAGAAACACAGCAAAGGAGGAAGUGGAGGGCAGAAAAACUGUCCAGCAGGUGAUCAGUCUAGAAGCCACACCCACUCUCACAGCUCAUCCAAUCACAGCUCUUCUGGUGGCAUGUACGCGAUGGCUCCACCCACCUCAUCCCAUCACCAUCAAAGCAUUGAACUGGUGGGCGAGAAGAAGAAAAAGAAGGAGGAAAAGGACAGAGACAAACAUGACAAGGACAAGCCGAAGAAGAAGAACACGACGGCCUAUCAGGUGUUCUGUAAGGAGUACAGGGUCAAUAUCAAUGCAGAGCAGCCCGGAUUAGUCUUCGGGGAGCUGAGUAAGAAACUCGCAGAAGUGUGGAAUCAGCUGCCUGAAAAAGACAAGCUGGUUUGGAGACAGAAAGCUCAAUAUCUCCAGCACAAGCAGAAUAAAGCUGAAGCUAUGACGGUCAAGCGGAAAACUUUAGCAACAUCAGACAGUAAAAGUAAAGGCUCCAGUAAAGCUGUCAGUUUGGUGGCAGGAUUGGCCCCUCAGGGCCGCUCGUCUCUGGUUAUGUCUUUGUCUCCGGCGCGGAUACCUGAUGUGGAUCCCAUAGAUGCAGCAGCUCACCUGCAGCUGCUGGGCGAAUCACUGUCUCUGAUUGGACAUCGACUUCAGGAGACAGAGGGGAUGGUGGCGGUGUCUGGCAGUCUUUCAGUGCUUUUAGACUCUAUUUUAUGUGCUCUUGGUCCAUUAACCUGCUUGACAGCACAAGUUCCCCAGCUCAACGGCUGUCCACGCAGUAUCUUGUCAAAUACUUUGGACAACAUCGCUUACAUAAUGCCUGGACUAUGAAUCUCCUAAAAGGCACUUACAAGAGACUGGGUUACAUCUGGACGCAUUCCCAGAAGCACCAAACUUUUUAAAACUUUUUCUGAUCAGUGGACAUUCUUCGUCUCUCACGUUUUUAAAAAUGGUAUUUAAAAUGUUAGUCAUUUUUUAUUGUUGUAAAAAAAGAUAUCCUAUUUUAGAGGACACUUUUGAAGUUUCCCUUUUGUGUUUGUGUUUAGUUUCAAUGUCUGUUUUAAGAUGUGUUUGUGAGUG